Molecule: messenger RNA, 773 nt
Organism: Sinocyclocheilus grahami
Lineage: Eukaryota; Metazoa; Chordata; Actinopteri; Cypriniformes; Cyprinidae
Product: liprin-beta-2-like
Exons: 6
Biological process (GO): neuromuscular junction development
Cellular component (GO): presynaptic active zone
Molecular function (GO): protein binding
Source: RefSeq, a predicted model, not a curated record
GUGACAUGAACGCCCCCUUCUCGAAAUGGUCGUGUGAUCAGGUGUGUGCAUGGAUGGAAGAGUUUGGUCUGGGUCAGUACGUGAAUAUGGCCAGACAGUGGGUCACUAGUGGUCAGACUCUACUCUCUGCCUCCUUGCAGGACAUUGAGAAGGAGCUGGGAAUUAAACAUCCGCUUCACAGGAAGAAGCUCCAGCUGGCUCUGCGCUCCUUCAGCACCAAAAUCACAGAGAAAUCUUCUGAACUGGACCACAUCUGGGUCACACGGUGGCUGGAUGAUAUUGGUUUACCACAGUAUAAAGACCAGUUUAGUGAAGGACGUGUGGACGGUAGAAUGCUGCAGUACUUGACAGUGAAUGAUCUGCUGUUCCUGAAAGUCACCAGUCAGCUCCAUCAUCUUAGCAUCAAGUGUGCAAUCCACAUCCUACAUGUUAACAAGUUCAACCCCAACUGCCUCAAAAGAAGACCUGGAGAUGAGAAUAAGACAUCGCCUUCUGAGGUUGUUCAGUGGUCCAAUCACCGUGUGAUGGAGUGGCUCAGAUCGGUUGACCUGGCAGAAUACGCUCCCAACCUGAGAGGCAGCGGAGUGCAUGGAGGACUCAUAAUCUUGGAACCUCGUUUUAACUCCGACACACUGGCGAUGCUCCUGAACAUUCCCCCUCAGAAGACUCUGCUGAGGAGGCAUCUGGCCACUAAUUUCAACAUGCUGGUGGGCUCUCAGGCUCAGUGGGAGAAACAAGAGUACCUGGAAUCAUCAGGCUACACGCCGCUAACC